AUGGUCUCCCUACAAGUGGUGGCAGCUGUCAUAUUCUUUAGCUCCGCCUGGAAGUAUCCAAGACUCUUCAAAGUCUUUGACACUCUGGAAAGAGUCUACCAAGAUCUCCAGCACAAGACAUCAGAAAUCAAGGGCACAGUGAAGUUUUUGGGAGUCUACGCUGCUGCACUAAUGUCAGUCACCUCUUCUGAGCGCAUAGUAAGUGUGAGUUACAAUGGGGCAACGUUCGAAUAUCAAAUUUUAUUCGCAACUUUCUUCGUCACCGCGACACUGCUGUACUGCUCCCAAGCUGUCCUGCUCGUCCACUUCACACAUGUGGCUCAAAGUAUCGCAAAGUCCUUUGAAAUGGUCAACGCCAAGAUUGAGAUGGAAGUUACAAGCCCUGCCAGUAUUGACGGCUCUUAUGCAAGAUGCACUAUGCAGUCUAAAAUCAAGAAACUGAGGACUCUGAUGAACACCUACUGGAUGCUGUGUGACGCCGUACACCAGGCUAAUGUCUUCUACUGCGAUCAGCUGAUGGCCGUUACCUUCUCCUCAUUUCUCCACAUCACUGUCACCUCUCACUACUUUUUCCUGCUCCUCAAAACUAGUGAAUUGUUCAUCAUAACUAACGAAGGAGCUUGGAUCUUGCUUCACAUCUGCUACGUAAUGCUGUUGCUAAACUCGAGCACGGUCGUGACCAACAAGGCUGAUGAGACAGGACAGGCGAUCUGCAAGUUGAUCAAUAAGGACUUGGACACAAACCUUAGAAAACAGCUUGAAGGGUUUCUCCUGCAGUUGCCUCACCACAACGCAAGAUUCUCUGCUCGUGGAUAUUUCCCGCUCAACAACGAGACCCUAACAGCAAUGGCUGGAGCGGUGAUAACUUACCUGGUGAUAUUGAUCCAGUUCCAGACUGAACCAUCAUCCACCUAG
Homalodisca vitripennis (glassy-winged sharpshooter) is the source of this 915-nucleotide messenger RNA. Its product is annotated as gustatory receptor for sugar taste 43a-like. The record is from RefSeq and is a predicted model, not a curated record. Gene Ontology annotation, cellular component: neuronal cell body; axon; dendrite. Gene Ontology annotation, biological process: sensory perception of taste. The transcript is spliced from 5 exons. Lineage: Eukaryota; Metazoa; Arthropoda; Insecta; Hemiptera; Cicadellidae. Bases 1 to 915 code for a protein of 304 amino acids.